UUUCUACCGGUUUUGGUGGACGGUGUGGUUCGCGGCAAUUACGGUCUCAUGGAUCAGGUGGCGGCUCUUCACUGGAUCCAAGAGAAUAUCGCUGAGUUUGGCGGCCAAUCAGAUAAUGUCACUAUCAUUGGCUAUGGGUAUGGAGCCGCCUGUGCCCACCUGCUCAUGAUAUCACCCAUGGCUAAAGGGCUUUUCGCGCGAGUGAUACUAAUGAGCGGUUCGGCGCUCAGUCCGUGGGCUAUAGCCAGGGAUACGGACAUCUAUGCCAAAACAUUAGCUCAAACGCUCAACUGUCCAUUACAUGAAUCAAUAGUAGAUUGCCUUCGGAAGAGAAAAAUC
This is a messenger RNA of Medioppia subpectinata, 339 nucleotides long. The record is from the annotation of a GenBank genome assembly. Lineage: Eukaryota; Metazoa; Arthropoda; Arachnida; Sarcoptiformes; Oppiidae.